AUGAAAAAUAUUCUUAAGAAACAAGUGAUAGUAGAGGGUAGUUUAGAGUUUGGGGGAAAAGAAUUCUUUAUGAAACAAGAAAAGAUUAUCUGUGAAGUUCAACUUAGCAAGCAGCAAGACCAGAGUUUAGAAGGAAUAUCAACUGGUUUGGAAAGGGUCAAGUCCCAGAUUUUCCAGCACAUAACUGAAAUGGGUGCCACCAUGAAUGCUUGCAAUGCUACCCGCGGUCACCCCCCUUUCUUCAUUCUUCAAGGCAUUCCUGGGAUGGAGGACAAGCACAAAUGGAUAUCCAUUCCCUUCUCCUCCUUCUACUUCAUGACUGUCCUUGGGAAUAGCACCAUCCUCUUCAUCAUCUCCACAGAGCGUUCCCUGCACAAACCCAUGUUUUUGCUCCUCUGCAUGUUGGCUCUUACAGACCUGGGUAUGUCCACAACUACGAUUCCCAAGGUAUUGUGCAUCUUCUGGUUUGGCCAGAGCGAGAUCAGCUACGAAGGCUGCCUGAUCCAGCUGUUUUUCAUCCACUCCAUCUCUGCUAUGCAGUCUGCUGUCUUGAUGACCAUGGCCUUUGACCGCUAUGUGGCUAUCUGUGAGCCCCUACGCUAUUCUACUAUUCUUUCCAAUACUCGCAUUGGGCUUAUUGGCUUGGCAAGUUUGGCGAGAGCUGUCCUCUUCAUUCUCCCCAUGCCUAUCCUUCUCCAGCAGAUGCCUUUUCACGUCAGUCGUGUGAUCCCCACUACCUACUGUGAGCACAUGGCUGUAGUGAAGCUGGUGUGCGUGGACACUACAGUAAACCGAAUGUAUGGUCUGGCAGUGGCCAUGUUGGUUGCUGGAAUGGACAUCUCGGCUAUUGGUUCAUCUUAUGUGCUCAUCAUUCGAGCCAUAAUGCGGCUGUCUAAGGAAGCCCACCACAAAGCAGUCAACACCUGCACCACGCACAUAUGUGUCAUGCUUAUCUCUUAUACACCCUCACUUUUUUCUUUUCUUACUCAUCGUUUUGGCCGAGGCAUUCCACCCCAUGUCCACACCAUUCUUGGAAAUCUCUACUUCCUGAUACCACCAAUGCUCAAUCCUAUUAUUUAUGGAGUGAAAACCAAGGAGUUUCGGGAAAAAGUGAUCAAAUAUGGGCGGCGAAGGAAGGACCCCUCACUCAUUGGCUCUGGCCAAAAAUCUGUUUCAUAA
Molecule: messenger RNA, 1179 nt
Organism: Elephantulus edwardii (Cape elephant shrew)
Lineage: Eukaryota; Metazoa; Chordata; Mammalia; Macroscelidea; Macroscelididae
Product: putative olfactory receptor 52P1-like
Exons: 3
Coding region: 1-1179 (392 amino acids)
Biological process (GO): G protein-coupled receptor signaling pathway
Cellular component (GO): membrane
Molecular function (GO): G protein-coupled receptor activity; olfactory receptor activity
Source: RefSeq, a predicted model, not a curated record